UGAAGCGAUGUAUCGACGGUAAACAAUAUGUCAAACUUUAAUGGGAUUUGUUUUUGAAGUUUUGUACACAUACAGAGCCUUUAUUCUUCAAUUUUUAUGAAAAAAUUCGUAAUAUUAUUGAUAAGUUUUUUCUGAAAAUUUUUGCUUUUUCAAAAUGACAUAGUUGAUUAUUCAGUGAAGUGUUUGUGCCAUCGUUCCUUAAAUGUGGAAUAUUAAUUAGUUUAGACAGUUUUUAUUUUAGCAAGAUGUAUCUCAAAACUUUUUCAGCUUCAUUGUUUAUUGCUGCGAGCUGUUUAUUCAUCAGUGUUUCUUCACAGAGAAAUUCUUCUAUUUAUACUGUUGUUGCACCUUCAAAAUUGCGACCAGAUAUUGUUUAUCAUGUAAGCAUCACUGUUCAUGAUGCACCAGCACCUGUUGAUUUUAAUGUGCAAAUAUUUGGAACAAAUGAAGACCGAAUCCCUGUUAGUGUUGUAAAAGAUGUUCAUGUUGAUCCAAAACAAACUCAAAUUGUAGAUUUUGAGCUGUUUGAUUGGAAACCUGGAGAUUAUACUCUAGAAGUUAUUGGUCAAGGAGGUUUGACAGUUCGAAAUUCUACAAAGCUCACAUUUGAGCAUAGAAGUUAUUCGGUUUUUAUACAGACAGAUAGGCCUGUUUAUAAACCUGGACAAUUAGUUCAAUUCAGAGUAAUUGUUACUAAUCCAUAUCUUCUGCCAAGGUCUAGUCAAUUACCAAUUGAUUUAUUGGUUAAAGAUGGGCAUGGAAACAGCAUUCGAGAAUGGAAAAAUGUUUAUACCAGUAAUGGAGUAGCAUCAGCCGAUUUUCUUCUUGCUGAUCGUCCUGUUUUAGGUGAAUGGGCAGUGCAUGUUAGCGUUGAGGGCCAAAAAUUUCAUAAAAAUUUUACAGUAGCAGAAUUUAUUAUGCCAACCUAUGAAGUUCAUAUUGACCUGCCAAUAUAUACUACCUACAAUAAUUCAAAUGUUGAAGCUACUAUAACAGCAAUGUAUUCUUAUGGUAAAGCAGUUAAAGGCGAAGUUACACUGACUGUUGCACCAAGAACACGUUAUAAUAAAUUAAAUGUCCGUCCUUAUGAGUCAUUUCAAACUAAGGCUAAGAUUGAUGGUUCUGUAACUAUAUAUUUAAAUUUGCUGAAGGAUUUAUCUUUAAGAACUGAUUUUUUCAAAAGAGAAAUAGAAUUUUUUGCUCUUGUUGAAGAAGAAGAAACUGGUCAUAAGUAUAAUACUACAAAUACAAUGUGGAUAUAUGAUAAAGACAUAAAAAUUGACCUGAUUAGAACUUCAGAGACUUUCAAGCCUGGUUUAAAAUUUACUGCUUUUCUUAAAGUUUCUCACCAGGAUGAUACUCCUGUUUCAAAUAGUAGAGGUCAGCUUGAAUUAAUGUAUGGCUACUCCAUCCGUGAAGAAGAAUGGAAAACAGAAUUUUAUACUGUUCCUAGAAAUGGAAUUGUGAAAUUGGAAUUCUUUCCCCCAAAUGAUGAAAACACCUUAUUCUUGAACAUGAGGGCUAUCUAUGCUGGCCUGACAUUUUAUUUGGAUAGAAUUGAUGCAGCUGUAUCACCAACCAAUAACUUCAUUCAAGCUGUUCUUAUAACUCCAAAUCCCAAAGUUGGAGAAACUGUUGAAAUGGAAGUCAAUGCCACUGAACCUUUAAAUCAUUUGGUAUAUAAGGUUAUAGGUAGAGGAAAUAUUCUGUUAGCCAAAACUAUUCCUGUCCCUAAUCAGAAAACAUAUCGCUUCAACUUUAAAACUCCUAGUUCUAUGGCACCCAAAGGUCGAGUUCUUGUAUACUAUGUGAGAAGCAAAAACAAUGAAAUUGUUGCCGAUUCUGUGACUUUUGAUGUUGAUGGUUUAUUUAAGACAUCCAUUACUGUAAGCCCUAAUGUAAGAGAAGCCCAACCUGGUCGUCAAGUUGACAUCAGAUUACAAACGACACCUAAUGCAUUGAUAGGAAUUUUAGGUGUUGAUCUUGGCAUUUUAAAAUUGAAAUCAGGAAAUGAUAUUACUCUUGGAGAGGUUAUUGAAGAUCUAGAAACAUAUGAUGGAGGACAAAUGACAAAGUAUAAUCCCCCAUGGUAUCGAAGAAGAAGAAAAAGAUCUCUAUCCUGGCCAGGAUCCAGAUCUGCUGGUUUAAUUUUUGCUGAUUCUGGAUCUGUGAUUAUGACAAAUGCUCUUCUGUUAAAUACUGGUGAUGAAGAUUUAUUCACCGAAAAUGUCAUCCGCAUUGACGAAAAUAGUAACAAUGCCCCCAUUCAACCUCCAUCGGAGUUGCCUGAAGCUGUUGUUCCUGAAGGCCGUUUAGUUAUGAGAAAAAAGUAUCCUGAAACAUGGCUAUGGAUAAAUACUACUGCUGGAAGUGACGGAUCAGCUUUUGUUUCACAUGUUGUACCUGAUUCUAUUGCUUCCUACAAGAUAACUGCAUUUGCAGUUCAUUCCACAGAUGGGUUAGGUAUUGCUACUUCUCCUUCUGAUAUAGCUGUAUCUCGGCCAUUUUUUAUAACCAUGGCUCUACCUUAUACUGUAUUGAUGGGAGAAGAUUUAGCUAUUCAAGUGGUUGUUUUCAAUUAUAAUAAUAAAGAUAUACAAGCUGAAGUUGCUAUGGAAAACAGAAAAGGGGAGUUUGAAUUUACUGUUGCUGGCAAAGAUUCUGGUAAUCUAGAGCAUCAAAAUCGUAGAACUAAAAUAGUACGAAUUCCUGCAUCAGAUGGAAUUCCAGUUUCUUUUCUGAUUGUUCCUAAAAAGGUUGGAUUUAUAGAGAUAAAGGUUACUGCUGCCACAUCUUUAGCUAGUGAUUCUGUAACAAAGAGAUUAUAUGUUCAGCCUGAAGGAUCUACUCAGCAUUAUAAUAAAGCAUUGUUCAUUGAUCUGCGUAGUUCAAGUGAAGUUGUGAAACACAAUGUUUCAACUAUCAUUCCACGAAAUGCUAUCCGUGACUCAGGGAAAAUAUUACUUUCAGCUUCUGUUGACUUCAUGGGGCCAAGUAUUAAUUCAAUUGAUAAGUUAUUGUACAUGCCAACUGGCUGUGGAGAACAAAAUUUGAUAACUGUUGUCCCCAGAAUAAUAGUCAUGGAAUACUUAUCAAAAACUAAUAGAUUAUCCCCAGCUAUAAGAAAUCAGUUGAUCGCAGGUUUAAGAAAUGGUUAUCAAAGGCAGUUAACAUAUAAACGAGAAGAUGGUUCAUUUAGCACUUUUGGAGAAAGAGACCGAAGUGGCAGUACUUGGUUAACUGCAUAUGCAACAAGAGCUCUCUCACUUGCAAAAAAAUAUAUUUUUAUUGAUCCUGAAGUUCUGAACAAAGGUUUGGAGUGGAUUAUUCAAAAACAAAGCUCUGAUGGAUCAUUUGAAGAACCUGGAGAAGUUCACCAUAAAGCAUUGCAGGGUGGAACAGAGAAUGGAGCUGCUUUGACCGCUUUUGUUUUAAUGGCUCUUUUUGAAUCUAAAGCUCAAGAUAAAUAUGGGCAGCAAAUGAUUAUUGCUCAAAGAUACAUAGAGAGGGAACUUGUAUCUAGUUCCAGCCCAUAUGUGGUUUCUAUUGUUGCCUAUACACUUCAUUUAUUAGACAGCCCUUCAAAAGACAGAGCUUUCCAAAUGUUACUUAAUAUGGCAGAAAGACAAGAUGAUUUAAUGUUUUGGGAUAAUAAAGAAAUUCAAGCAAAUUUGACUGAUAAACAAUCAGACUACUGGUUUUUGGCUCCAUCUAUUGAUGUUGAAACUGCAGCUUAUGCAAUUCGAACUUUUGCUCUUCGCUCUGAUCCGGCUGGUGGAUUACCUGUUCUGAAAUGGUUGAUUUCCAAGCAGAAUAAAAAUGGAGGUUUUUCAUCCACACAAGAUACAGUUGUAGCAUUACAUGCUAUAAGUGAACAUUCACUUUUUAUUACCCCAACAUUUUCAAGUUUAGACAUUAAAUUCUCUUAUCCAAAUGGUCAGAAAACAAUGCAAGUGACAUAUGGAAAAUCUCUGAACAUGGAGGAAAUUGAAAUCUCGCCAGAUGUUCCAUAUGUGGAAGUUGAAGUAACAGGAACUGGUAUUGGAAUAGUGCAGAUUUCCCGGUCCUUUAAUCUUGCUGUGUCUGGUGAAGCCCCGCAAUUUUUCCUGAAUGCUCUACUGGAUAAAACAUCUACUGCUAGCUAUUUACAACUUAGUAUUUGCACUCAUUCUUCUAAUAUUCAACGAGAACCAAGGAAUGAUACUAGUAACAUGGCAGUCAUGGAAGUUGGACUUCCUUCUGGUUAUGUUGCAGAUGUUGAUGCAUUACCUAGUAUUCUUCAAAUUAAUAAAGUGAAACGAGUUGAAACACAACUGCAAGAUACUAAUGUGGUUAUAUACUUUGACAGGUUGGAUCAAGAAGAAUCCUGUGUUACAGUACCCGCUCACCGUAUUCAUAAAGUAGCACGGCAGCGAAGAGUCCCAGUAAAAGUUUAUGACUUUUAUAGCCAAGCUAAAAGUGCAAGAAUGUUUUAUCGUCCACAUAAAACUGUUCUAUGUGACAUCUGUGAUGAUGAUGACUGUGGAGAAGGUUGUUACAGAGAAGAAACAUCAAGUGAAGAAUCACCAUUGGGCAGUGUUGGAAUUGCAAAUAUUCCUAAUUAUCUAUUGUCUUUCAUUUUAUUUUUAACUUUACCAUGGUUUUCUGUGUUAAAAGUUCUUUGGCAGCAAUAAUGUUAUGGUUUCCAGUCUUUAUUUAUUAUUCAUAAAAUGGAGUGGAUUUAGCAAAAAGUUUGGAGUCAGAAUUGUCACUUCAUGAUAAAUGGUCUUUCAAAAAUGAAGAGCCAAAGGAGAUGAUAUUCUCUAUGAGCUUCUUAAUAAAUAAUCAUUUUCAUUAAUCACAAUCUUUGCGACAAGAUGCUGUUUGUUUUUAUCAUAAAUAAAGUAAAAUUGAACUCGUUAUGUCAACCUGCUUAUUCAUAGGAGAAUGAAAAAGAUACAUGUAUGCAGUUAUGGCUCUUGCUAAACAUACAGUUAAAAUACGUAGGAAUAGAUUCAUCUCUGUUAACAUUGCAAAGCUUUUGUUGUUCACUUCUAGCUAUCUUCUAUCUUUUGCUUCAAGUAAUAAUUUUUAAACAUGUAAUACCAUUUCAAUGAUUUUGAUUUAUUAUAAGCAUGCUUGUAAAACUAUCCAUUAAAAUAGCUAUGAAGUCAAGGUGAGGGAUUUUUUUUUCAAUUAAUCAAAUAUUAUUGCAUUUUAAUACUUGUUCAUUGCAUUGUAAAUAGCCACUAAUUUUUUAGUUCAUUGUAAACAUAGCUUUUAUGUAUUAAUAUGUAU
Molecule: messenger RNA, 5277 nt
Organism: Argiope bruennichi
Lineage: Eukaryota; Metazoa; Arthropoda; Arachnida; Araneae; Araneidae
Product: CD109 antigen-like
Exons: 35
Coding region: 246-4673 (1475 amino acids)
Cellular component (GO): extracellular region
Molecular function (GO): endopeptidase inhibitor activity
Source: RefSeq, a predicted model, not a curated record